Messenger RNA from Cavenderia fasciculata, 2088 nucleotides. RefSeq lists its product as uncharacterized. Gene Ontology annotation, molecular function: transmembrane transporter activity. Lineage: Eukaryota; Evosea; Eumycetozoa; Acytosteliales; Cavenderiaceae. The record is from RefSeq and is a predicted model, not a curated record. Gene Ontology annotation, biological process: transmembrane transport. Bases 1 to 2088 code for a protein of 695 amino acids. The transcript has 4 exons.
AUGGAAAACCAACCAAACAACAACAACAACAACAACGAUAAUAAUAAUAAUAAUAUUGUUGAUUCUCCAACAACAACAAACGAUAAUAAUAUUGUCGUUUCAUUUUCUCCUGCCAUGGUUGAAAUGGAUAAUCUUAAAGAUUCCACAUCACCAGUAGUGAUCAUUGACCAAGCUGAAGCAGAGAUGAAAAGAAAUAGUGGUCAACUCUCCAAGUCUAGUCAAUCGUUGAAAGAUCCAGCUGCCAAUACCCCACACUAUUCUAGACUCAAUCCAAAGUUUUACUUUGUCGAACAUCUCAAUGAAACUCGUCUCAUUAUUGGUUCCAUGUUUUUCAAAUUUGCAUUUGAAACUCUCUCUAGUGCUCUUGGUCUUGUAGUCCUCGACCGUUUCGAUGAUUAUGGUGUCACUUUAUUAGCUGUUAUGAAUAUUGUUUAUUUUAUUUCUCAAUCAUUUGGUAGUAUUAUGGUAGGACCAUUUGUUAGAAAAUUUAGACCAAGUAGAGUAACAUCAUGUGUAUUUUUAUUGAUGUGUCUUACUAUAUCAUUCCUUUUAUUAUUGGAAGCUGGAUACAAGGGAACGAUAAAGUCGCUUGGCAACUGGAACAAAUGGAUUAUUAUCAUUGUCUAUUUGUUGAUGGGUGCCUCUUUGGGUAUGGUCGAAGUGUCGAGAAAGUUGAUCCCACGUCAAGUGUUGGGCGACAGUUCCGACCGACUCAACAAACUCAAUGGUCUUGUCCAUUUGUUCUACGAGAUUAGUGGUACAUGCGGCGCAUUCCUCUCGACCGCUCUCAUCAAGAGUUUGGGUCCCGUCUAUGCCUUGGUCCUCCAACCACCCUUUUUCUUGGUCGCUUCUAUUUGUUUCUUUGUCAUUGCACAACCAUUCCCACCACAAAAGGUGCUUGUCAAGGCUGAUGAAGAUGGGUCCAAUGCAAAGGAGAACAAGAUUGUGUACGGAUUAAAGAUUGCCGGAAGAGAAGUAUUCAAUUAUCUCAAGACGGUGGCUGUUGGCGCACGUCUUAUUUUGUCGGCCAAGUAUUGGUGGAUUCUGUUUACCUAUGUCGUACCACAAGUACUCCAUCGUUUGUUGGAGAACUUGUUGUUCCCAGUAUUUGCCAAAAAGAUUUUGCACGAUGGUUCCCUGUCUGGUAUAUUAACCGGUGGUUCUAAUUUUGGUGAAGCUAUUGGAUCCCUUCUCGUCGUCAAAUUUGGUAAACGUGUACGUAACCCAAUGUGGUGGGUACGUGCCGAUACGUUGUGCUGCUCGAUUGUCUGGAUCCUCGUGUAUCCACCCAAAGGUGAAGCCAUCAAGGUUGCAUGCAGUCUCAUCCCUCUCAUGGCCGUUGUAUCGUGCAGUUGGGCUGCUGGUGACAUCUCCCUACUCUCCUUUAUCCAGUCUUCAUUCCCAUUGAACGUGUCGACCAUGGACCGCACCGACCGUAAUCCAACCGACGACCCUGAGGAAAUCCGCGAACCAUCCGAGGUGAGCGACACCGAGUCUAUCGAAGAGGCAUUGGCCGAUCUCUCCGACUCUUCCUCCACUAAACAACAACAAUCGACACAAGUUGUAAACAAAAAUGACGCCGAACCAGAUGAGGAUGAUCCCGCCGAGGGCAGUCCAUUGGCAUCGGUGAUGGGAUUCCUCUUUAGUAGUUAUGCCAUCAUCAUCUCUCUCUUAUCAUUUGGUCUUGGUCGUGUCAUGGACAGUACCGCUGCCAAUGGAGACAUUCAACAAGGUUUCUUUUGGGUUGCCGGUGUUGGUUUCUCUGGUUGUGCUUUUAUUGGUUUAAUUGCUUCCUUUUUUGCACAUUCUCCAAAGUUUAAGAAAUCAUCAACCAAUUCACCCAAUGAGUCGGACUGGUCAAUUCCAAGCUGUUCACAAGACCCUUACAAUCCUGUAACUCCUCAAAGAGGCACAAUCAACUCGAUCAUUUCAUGUCCAUCCAAGAUAUCUCAAAUGUUUGUUUAUUAUUUGAAUGAUCGUGAAACAACACUACUCUGCUAUCUAUUGGUCAAGACAUCUUUCACUGAUCUUGCAUAUGCCAAUCAUUUUAGAUGUGGCAAUUAUCAGAUGUGGACGUUGGGAUAUUAA